AUGAAUAAAGAAUUAACUCGUAAACGUUCUAGAUAUCAUAGUCAUAAAAUUGACAAAUUUUUAUUACAAGAAUAUGAACAUCGUAAAAAAGAAAUUCAAUUAUUAUUAAUUGGUCUACCGAAUUCUGGUAAAAAUACAUUUUGUAAACAAAUGCGUUUACAUUUUGGUGAUGGUUUCCCUAUAUCAUAUCGUAAUGAAAUGAAAUCAACAAUAUUAGCUAAUACCACUGAUGCUAUUGCUAUGGUUUUAGAAUAUAUGAAAGAUGCUAAUAUAACUUUUUCAGAUAUAUUGGCACAUAGACUUCAAGAAUAUUUAGUGAAUAGUCGAUCAGAAAAUGGAUGGAUAACCAAAGAUUUCAUCAUAUUCGAUGACAAAUACACAGCUACUACUACUAAUAAUAAUAAUAACAUGGAUUAUCAUAAUCUCCAACGUCAAGAAUCAUCAUUUAAAACCAAUCUGAAUCAUGUCACCGAUCAUUUAACUUCCCCCUAUGAUUAUGAUCAUCAUUCUAUAACAACUAGUUCCAGUUUACCAAGUAUUACAAUGUCAACAUCAUUAAUUCCUUCAUUUAAUGAAUCUAUUCAAUCAAUUAGUCAACAAUAUUUAAGUAGUAUAAACAUACCUUCAAAUAAAAUUCAUCAUUUAACUACAGAAACUAAUGACUCUUGUAUACAUUCUUUAUUACAUACUACUACUACUACUACUACUACUACUACUAACAGUAGUAGCAUGAUGCCUAUCAAUACUACUAUCACUACUACUAGUAGUAGUAUGAUGCCCAUCAAUACUACUAACACUACUACUACUACUACUACUAGUAUUGGUAAUACCGAUAGUAUAACUGAUUCUAUUGUUGACAAAUUCCUAUCUUAUGUACACGAAAAUAAUUCUAUUCCACCAUCAGUAUUUAAAAAAUUCGAAUCAAUUAUCGGUAUUAAAUCUAUGGAGAAUUGGCGGGAUAUUAUUGAAAAUAAAACCCUAUUACAUCAUCUAAUUCAUGUAUUACUACAAAGUGGUAUUGAUAAUUGGUCAUCAUUUUUAAUGUAUCAAUCUGGGCCGGCACCACCACCAGCUCCAACAACAUUACCUCCAUUAUCAGUUGAAGAUGAAUUAUUAAAUUAUAUUGUUAUGAGUGAUAGUCAUGAUACUUCAGAAGAUGGUGACGACGAUAAUGAUCAUGAGAGAGAUGCUACUGAAAGUGGAUUAGUCAAUUCUUCAAAUUCUUCUUUAGUAAGAACUUUAGUUAAAAGUACUUCUUAUACUGGAGAUAUUGACGUAUUUAUCAACUAUGACGAAGAUGAUGAUGAUGAUGAUGACGAUGGUGAUGAUGAUGAUGAUGAAGAAACAAGAAAUAAUGUGAACGAGGAUUUUAAUAAUUUAGUUGGGAUUAAAACAGAAGAUGGUCUCGUUUAUAAAUCAAUUAGAAAAUUAUCAAUCAAUACAAGACGUAGAAAUAAAAGUUUAGAUAAUAAAUUAGCUUCAUUCAAUUCUUAUAUAAACCAUAAUUAUAUAGAAUUAAAUAGUCAUUUUAAUUUAUUAAAAUUAUCAAUGGAUCAAUUAAAUGAUCUUAAUUAUUUAAAAAAACAUAAAAUUUCAUUAAAUUCAUUACAAAUUAUAAUGAAAAUUAUAACAGAUCAAAUUGAAUUUCGUAAUAUAUUUAUUAAAUUAUAUUCAAUAUUAGAAGAAAAAUCAUAUUCUGGUUUAUAUUUCAUCAAAUGUAUAGAUCGUAUUAUUCAAGAUGAUUAUAUACCUACAUUACAAGAUUUAUUAAUUAUGAAACAAUCAUCAAAAGCUGUUAGAGAAUCACUUAUCUCUAUUGGAUCAAUCACUUUAAGAACAAUUAACCUUGGUGAACAAAGUGAACAUUUAAAUAAACAAUUUCAUUAUUUUGAAUCAGUCAAUAUGAUUUUGUUUUUUAUAUCACUUGAAGAUGUUUAUCGUUUCACAUAUAUUCAAGGGAAUAAAAUUAUUCAUCAUCCAUCAUUUAAAUUAUUUGAAGAUGUAAUUCAUUCACCAGAUUUAACUAAAAAAGACAUAAUUGUAUUUUUAAAUAAAUAUGAUAAAUUAAAAGUACUCAUUACACAAUACAAUAAUAAUAAUAAUAAUAAUAAGGAUCAUGUGGAUAAAAUAGAUUGGAAUACCUUUAUUCAAAGGAUCAAAUCUAAUCUUAUUGAAUUAUAUAAUAAUCAUAAUAAAACAUCACGUUUAUUAUUUCAUAUAACAUGUUUAUUAGAUAUAGAUAAAAUGAAAUGGAUUAUUAAUGAUUCUAUACGAACUAUUAUAGAAAUUAAUCGAAAACGUCAUUUAAUUUUUUAAAUAAAUAAUCAUUACUCUCUUUUUUUUUGUUUUUUUUUAAUUUUUAAAAAAAUUUCUUUAGUUUUUCUUUUUUCCAAUUUUCUCUUUUCCUCUUUUUUCUUUUUCCCUAAUUUUCUUCCUUUUCCUUUUCUUUUUUCCAAUUUUUUCUUUUUUCUAAUUUUCUUCCUUUUAUUUUUUUAUUUUUUCCAAUUCUUUCUUUUUCUCGUUUUUCUUUUUUAAUUUUCUUCCUUUUCUUUAUUUUCUUUUUCUUUUUUCCAAUUUUUUCUAUUUCUCGUAUUGUCUUUUUUUUCUAAUUUUCCUCCUUUUCUUUCUUUCAAAUUUCCUUCUUUUCUUUUUUCUAAUUUUUGCUUUUUUUCUUUUUUCCUAAAUUUCUUUCUUUUCUUUUUCUCUUUUUACUUUCUCUCAAUUUUUCUUUUCUUUUUUCUUUUUCCCCCCCGGCCUUAUUAUUUACUUUUAUUUAAUGUUUUAUUGAACAUUGAAUAAUAUUGAAUGUGUGUAUGAAAGCAGAUAAACAAAAAUGAAUAAAUAAAUAAAUAAAUAAAUCAGUUUAUAUGUCAAUUUAAUUUGAAUUUUGUUUUAUUAAAUUGAUAUUUGAAUGUUAGAUUUGGGUUUCUUAAACUAUUCUCAUAACCCCUUUUUUUAAGUUAAGUCUACAUGGUGACUUAGAAUAUGACAGAAGAAAGUGUGAACUAUUGGAAGUAAUACUUUAAUUCAAGAUUUGUUUAUGGAUAGAAAAUUUAUGUUAUUAAUAACAGUUUAGAUGGGUUUGAGGUUCUGUAGAAUUGUAUAACACUACUUUACUGUUAGGAUAUUCACAGGAAUAUCCCAAAAUUAUCUUGAAAGUAAAGUCGUAUGUUUCCAGACUCUUCACAUAUUUCGCAUGUUAUUUUCUAUUGGUCAAUUUUUACAGUUGUCCUAACCAUGACUUUCACGUGUCGUUUUCCUAUUGGUCAAUUUUGAGUUGUCCUAAUUAUAACCUUUACGUGUCCUCUCUUUCCAUUGGUUACUGUUCAUAGUCAUUUUAACUGUAUAAAUAUGCCUUGUCUGUAAACCAUUUUCGUUCUGCUGCUGACCCCAUAAACAAAUCUCAUUUAACGGCUGUGUUCUGAUUUAUUGGAGUUGGGGAAAAAUAUUGGGGUCG
Molecule: messenger RNA, 3457 nt
Organism: Schistosoma rodhaini
Lineage: Eukaryota; Metazoa; Platyhelminthes; Trematoda; Strigeidida; Schistosomatidae
Source: the annotation of a GenBank genome assembly